GCUGCGCUGAUGGGAGGGACCACCAUGGUGAUCGGACACAUCCUUCCCGACAAGGACAUGUCGCUGCUGGACGCCUACGAAAAGUGCCGGAGCCUGGCCGAUCCCAAAGUCUGCUGCGACUACGCUCUCCACAUGGGCGUCACCUGGUGGGGAGCUAAGGUCAGGAAUGAGAUGGAGAUCUUGGUGCGGGAGAAGGGAGUGAACUCCUUCCAGAUGUUCAUGACCUACAAGGACCUGUACAUGCUGAGGGACAGUGAACUCUACCAAGUUUUCCGACACUGCAAGGACCUGGGUGUCGUGACUCGAGUCCACGCCGAAAAUGGAGACCUGGUGGCCGAGGGGGCUCGGGAGACCUUAGAGCUUGGAAUCACUGGCCCUGAGGGGAUUGAGAUCAGUCGGCCUGAGGAGCUGGAGGCGGAGGCCGUGCAUAGAGCCAUAACCAUCGCUAACCGGACCUUUUGCCCUGUGUACUUGGUGAACGUGUCCAGUAUGUCAGCGGGUGAUGUCAUUGCUUCUGCCAAAAUGCAAGGAAAACCAGUUUAUGCAGAAACCACCACGGCCCACGCCACCCUGAAUGGUCUUCACUACUACCACCAGGACUGGUCACACGCUGCCGCCUAUGUCACCAUCCCCCCGCUGCGUCUGGACUCCAACACCCCCAGUUACCUCAUGAGUCUGCUGGCCAAUGACACGCUGAACGUGGUGGCCUCCGAUCACCGGACGUUCACCACCAAACAGAAGGCCAUGGGCAAAGACGACUUCACCAAAAUUCCCCAUGGAGUGGGCGGCGUGCAGGACCGCAUGAGCGUCAUCUGGGAGCGAGGAGUGGUGGGAGGUAAGAUGGACGAGAACCGCUUCGUGGCAGUGACCAGCUCCAAUGCAGCCAAGAUUCACAACAUGUACCCGCGCAAAGGACGCAUCAUCCCCGGGGCGGACGCAGAUGUGGUGGUCUGGGACCCCGAAGCUACAAGGACUAUCUCAGCCAGCACCCAGAUCCAGGGCGGUGACAUCAACCUGUAUGAGAACAUGCGAUGCCACGGCGUGCCUCUGGUCACAAUCAGCCACGGCCGUGUGGUCUACGAGAACGGCGUCUUCAUGUGCGCCGAGGGCUCCGGGUCCUUCUUCCCCAUGAGGACUUAUCCAGAUUAUUUAUACAAGAAGAUGAUCCAGAAGGAAAAGGUGUUGGGCCUGAAGUAUGUAGACCGUACCCCAUACCAGGGAGACGUGGCUGUUGUGGUGAAUGCUGGAAAAAAGGAAACAGGAAGUCCAUCAGCAGAUACUCCGAUCCGGCCAACCACUCGUCACGGCGGCAUGCGGGAUCUCCAUGAGUCCAGCUUCAGCUUGUCUGGUGCUCAGAUUGAUGACCACGUUCCGAAGCGAGCCUCAGCUAGAAUCCUCGCCCCUCCCGGAGGAAGAUCCAGUGGGAUCUGGUAAACACUGAAUUGCGCCCACUCGUCCAUGAUACCCCACUCCUGCAGAAGAUCAGCCCUUCUGCCCCUUGUCAGUCACACCCAUCACGUGAAACCUCACCUGUAAUUUGUCGAAAGAGGGGGAUCAACUGUGACUCUUCAUCGUUUACCCGCCAACGACACAAGACUGCGGUGUCUGCAGCCGGAGGAAUGUCACCAUUUGCUCCUUACACGUCUUCUUCCCGGGACACCUUCCGCAGACCUCCUAACCUUUUAUUUAUUGUAGUGAUAGCUGACUGUGUGUGCGCGUGAGCCCUCGAGUGUGUGGACGGACAGAACUCUGGCCUUCGUCUCACGGUUAUUACCAGUCUUCGUAGACGUGAGGUGUUUUAUUCACAGAAGGGAUGAUGGCCCUAGUCUAUCGAGUGCUGCUUCCUCUUAUGUGUUUGAGGGGUUUAGUGUCUCUCAGGCACCAGGAACUUGGGCUACCCCCUAUAGUGACGCCACUAGGUGCAGGGAGGCAUCUAUUCCAGUGAGGAAUCCUACCAGUGGCAGUUUUUGAAAUGGCUUCAUCCAUUAGUAACUAAGGGCUCUGUCAUAAACUCUCAUCCACCUGAACCUCAUGGAUAUUCCAAUAGCAAUAACCUUCCCCCCCCCCCCCCCCUCCCGACCAGUGUGACUGGAGGGAAGUCCGACAGCUCCCCAGUACCCUGUCCGGUCUCGUCUUAAUCAUAUAUGCACGACCCAUGGUCUUAUAUACACAUUUUGGAGCUUAGGACCAGAGCUUAAUGGCUAGCGGAGACAUGAAAUGUGGUCAUAUCCAAGGUAACCAGACCAGCAAAGGGGCCCUUGUAAAAGCUUCUCCCCUCUGACCAGAAUCAGUCAUUCUUUGAGGUGGCAGGAUCCUUCAUACUGGACGAGUCAAGCUGAGGGCAAUGCAUGAAACAGACCACCUUCCUAGGAUACUUGCGUUCAUUACAGCAGCUGUAGUGACCCCUUGAAGCUUGGAAGGGCUACAACAGUGGUCUUAAACUUUGGAUGUUGCAAAACUUCAACUCCCAGCAUGCGGCUGUCCGGGCAUGCUGGGAGUUGAAGUUUUGCAUCAUCUUGAGUCAGAGCUGGUGCAAGGAUUUUUGCCACCCUAGGCGAAAGCUAAUUUUGCCACCCCCUGACCCUGCCCAUUGGCUCCUCCCCCCUUGACACUCCCCACCUUACUACUGGGGUGACACACUGUAACAAACCUCCUCCUCAUGGGGCAGAUGUAUGGAGGUGCGUGCGAUGUCAGGGGAAUGCUGGAUGGACCUGGCCUGCCUGUCUGGCCUUGGAAGUGGCACCGCACACCUCCAGCAGGCUGAAGAAUGCAGAUUAUUAUGGUAUCGGGGGGUGUCGUGCCAUGGUGAUGCCAGCUGGGCGGGUGCUUAGAAUGAGCUGCGUGUGCUUUAGACACUGGCUGGCUACUAACUUUCUUGCAGUGAGCAGAGCAACACCCCCCUUUAAGAGGGCGCUCUAAGCGGCUGCCUAUUUUGCCUAUAGGCAGAACGGGCCCUGUCUGGAUGGCCAUAGUUUGAGACCACAAGUCUCUAAUGGACGUCUUGUUACAUAGUUGCAACCACGCAAUGGUCGUGGUUGUCCUGGUCAGUUGGUCACGAUGUCACCGCAAUACAACAUACUGUCUCAUUCUGACCGGUUCUGUUAUAUACGUGUACACAAGGCACAACUGCCUUUAUUGUCGAGUAGAUCAGGUGCACGACCUUCAUGGUCAGCCUCAAAACCACCAUAUUUAUGCAAAGCCCGGGGAAGGGUUUUAAUUGCCCGAAACAUUGCGUUCUAAAUCCAUUGUAUGCCCCUUAACGAGACUGCGGGAUACGAUCCAUAAAAUCAUCACAUAAGAGUGUACAGAUCUGGUAGAUUAGUAAAUCAUCACCUGGAAGGAUUCUCUACAAGAAUGUAUCUCCAUUUGCCGAACAGAGGAAGGAUCAGCAAGAGCAGUGACAUCACAUUUAAAACUGUGUGAUGUGAUGGAGAGAAUAGUGUGGUCCGGCACUAACAAGACUAAGGCCUGUAGCUAUCUGGACAAAUGCAACAGUGGAGUCCGUUGGUGACCCCAGAAUUAACGUUGACAACGGUGGUGCAAAGUACAUAUGCAAUUCCAACAAAGACAGAACUGCACUCACCAUACAACGGAACUUUAUUGGAGUAUUCCAGGCAUGUCAAGCAGGUGCGGUGGUGGAAGCGGGGGGCGUAACCGGGACAGACUGUUUCACGCUUUCACAGCGCUUCUUCCAGCCGGUAUACCAGUAGUGGAGGUGGGGGAUGUGACCGGGACAGACUGUUUCACGCUCUCACAGCGCUUCUUCCAGCCGUUAUACCCGUGGUGGAGGCAGGGGACGUGACCGGGACAGACUGUUUAACGCUCUCACAGCCCUUCUUUCAGCCGGUAUAC
Messenger RNA from Hyla sarda, 3852 nucleotides. It is a transcript of the gene DPYSL5, whose product is annotated as dihydropyrimidinase like 5. Gene Ontology annotation, cellular component: cytosol; cytoplasm. The annotation marks the transcript as partial. The record is from RefSeq and is a predicted model, not a curated record. The transcript has 11 exons. NCBI's taxonomy places the organism in Eukaryota, Metazoa, Chordata, Amphibia, Anura, Hylidae. Gene Ontology annotation, molecular function: hydrolase activity, acting on carbon-nitrogen (but not peptide) bonds, in cyclic amides.